GUUUGUGCACUCAGGAGCCCACUGGCUUCUAGUGUGGAAACUGUCAGGAGAGUACAGCCAUUUUGCUUGAGAUGAGCUCUGAACCAGGAGAUGACUUUUAUCAGUCGGAGGAAGACCUGGAUGAGGAUGAGGCAACACAAUAUAUAAUUGAACAGAGUCUGAUUCAGUAUAGGAAACUCAAGGGGCUGAAUCCCAGUGAUCUGAAGCCCAGCAAAGACCCUGAUGAGAUUUUCAAAGCUAUCAAGGAUGGGGAUGAGGUUCUGCUGAAUAGACUAACAGCGCAACCUGAGACUCUGUCUAGAGUUGAUGAGCGAGGAUGGAUUCCACUGCAUGAGGCUGCGGUGAAGGAUAACAAAAAAGUACUAGAGAUGAUCUUUUCAGCAUCACCCCCGGGAGCAGCUCAGUGUCGCACUCUGAAGGGUGAGACACCUCUCUUUCUAGCUGUGGUCCAUGGGUUGAGACAGAGCGCCACAUUCCUGUUACAGAAUGGUUGUAGCCCAGAUGUUCAAAAUGAUGAGCAGGACUCUCCAUUGGUGGCCGCUAUUCUGAAUGACCAGUAUGACUUGGCCACACUUCUGCUUCGGUACAAUGCCAUUGUAGACCAAACAGGACCACUAAACAGGACCGCUCUACAUGAGUCUGCGUUUUUAGGUUUGGAGAACUUUGUGUAUCUGCUGUUGGAGUCAGGUGCCAACCCAAAUGCUCUUGAUAUUAAAAAGAAAACUCCACUUGCAUUUGCUGCACAGAAUGGACAUCUGAAUGUGGUGGAGACUUUGUUGGAAAAAGGAGCCCAUGUGAGGUCAGAGUCGGAGUCUGGCACUGUGUUAUUUGAUGCAGCAGCAUCAGGAAACCCUGAUAUUAUCUCCUUGCUCCUGGACCAUGGAGCAGAUCCCAACCUUCCUCUUUACAGUGGGCACCUGCCGAUUCACCGUGUGGCAUACCAUGGACACAGACUGGCACUGGAAGUUCUUAUGCCAGUCACCCAGCUACAGGCUGUCAAAGAAAGUGGAAUGAGUCCAAUUCACUCUGCUGCUGCUGGGGGACAUGCCCAGUGUUUAGAGAUUCUGCUCAAAGCUGGCUAUGACCCAAACGUCAUGCUGCACCCGAGGGUGCGCCGCAGUUACGAUGAUGAGCGCAGGUCUGCCCUCUUUUUUGCCGUGUCCAACAAUGACCUUCACUGCGUCCGCAUACUGCUAGAGGCCGGAGCGAUGGUGAAUCAGGAUCCUGUCAACUGUCUGCAGGUGGCCCUCAGACAGGGCAACUAUGAACUCAUCAACACCUUGCUGAAAUACGGAGCAAAUGUCAACUACUACUCCCGAGUAAACACCACUCACUUCCCCACAGCCCUGCAGUACGCUUUGAAGGAUGGGGUCAUGCUAAGGAUGAUUCUGAACAAUGGGUACGAUGUUAAGCGCUGCUUUGACUGUCCAUACGGUGACAGUUCUCAUGACUACGCUCCUUGGACAGCCUCAGUCAUCAAAGAUAUGGUGUUCUGUGAGGUUAUAACAGUGUCAUGGCUGAAGCCUUUAUCUGGUCAGGUGGUGCGCAUCAUGCUGGACUACACUGACCAUGUCUCCUUCUGCCCUAAACUGAAAGAGACUUUGCAGCAGCAGAUGCAAUGGCCGGAAAUCUGUCAAAUUCUAAGAAGCACACGGAGCCUCAAGCACCUGUGUCGGUUGAGAAUAAGGGAGCACCUCAGCCGCCUGCGCUUGAGAGCCCCAGUUUUUAUCAACUUCCUUCCUCUUCCUCUCAGACUUAAAGACUAUCUACGUUUUAAAGAGUUUGAUGUUUACAGCAGGGGGAGCAUGGUUAACCCCUGAAGAAACAACGUCAAAUUUGUUUCCGACAUAAGACAUAAUAAAUUCCUGUUACAUUUCUGUUAUAUGUUACCAUUAUCUGAAAAUUUAAUUUGGUUGUUUUUGUUUUCGGGUAUCAUUUGCAUAAAGCUACAGGUGAAGUUUUUUUUUUAAUACCUUGUAGAACGAUUUAUUCCUGUUCAUAUAGACUGUUUUGGCUAGGGUGUUUUAAAGAUAAAAAAAAUGAACAAUGGUUAACAAUGAAUAAGAUGUGUAUGAAGUGAAAAACGCUACAUCUAUAGCACUACUCUGUGGUGGAAAGAAGAACUGCAAUAAUUAAAAUAAUUUUAAAACA
Molecule: messenger RNA, 2151 nt
Organism: Girardinichthys multiradiatus
Lineage: Eukaryota; Metazoa; Chordata; Actinopteri; Cyprinodontiformes; Goodeidae
Gene: asb14b
Product: ankyrin repeat and SOCS box containing 14b
Exons: 10
Coding region: 72-1820 (582 amino acids)
Biological process (GO): intracellular signal transduction
Cellular component (GO): cytoplasm
Molecular function (GO): protein binding
Source: RefSeq, a predicted model, not a curated record